GUUUGAAAUGCGGUCACGUGUUUGUAGUGACUGUUGUUUUGACACUUCUUUUAGUGAUGUUUGGUUUGAAUGUGAGACAAAUGUCUUCAGCCGUAAGCUAUGUUUCACUUGAUUUCCAGGUCUUCGGCAGAGUUCAAGGUGUUUUCUUCCGAAAGUUUACGAAACGAAAAGCCGAUGAAUUGGGUGUUUAUGGCUAUUGUAUGAAUGCCAGGGACGGCACUGUUGUCGGAACCAUACAGGCAUCACAUCAACUCAUUCAGCAAAUGAAGGAUUGGUUGCAAAAUACUGGAAGUCCUUACAGUCGUAUCGAAAGGUGUGAAUUCACUAAUGAAAGGAUUAUCUCUGAGUUGGAGUACAAUAAGUUUGAAGUCAGACAUUGAAUACUUGUAUUAAUAUUUAUUAACUCUUAUUCUACGAAAUUACAUAAUAUGUAUAUCAAGUGUUUUGUUUAAAAUUAAUUGUAGCAUAUUUUUAAUAAAACAUAUGUUGUUUAAA
Molecule: messenger RNA, 495 nt
Organism: Medioppia subpectinata
Lineage: Eukaryota; Metazoa; Arthropoda; Arachnida; Sarcoptiformes; Oppiidae
Source: the annotation of a GenBank genome assembly